Molecule: messenger RNA, 2326 nt
Organism: Dermochelys coriacea (leatherback sea turtle)
Lineage: Eukaryota; Metazoa; Chordata; Testudines; Dermochelyidae
Product: zinc finger protein RFP-like
Exons: 7
Coding region: 146-1573 (475 amino acids)
Molecular function (GO): protein binding; zinc ion binding
Source: RefSeq, a predicted model, not a curated record
GGGGGGGGAUUUCCCCUUCCCUGGGACUGCAAUUCCUGAAGCAGAAAAUGAAGGAGCUUCAGCAAGGGAACCGCCCAGUUGCCAACCAAGGCUGAGGAGACUGUAAAGUGAAACUAACCUUUUCAUUUCCCCCUUGCAGUCAGCCAUGGCAGCCCCUGAUCCUGUGGAGUGUUUGCAAAAAGAAGUUUCUUGUUCCAUCUGUCUGGAUUAUUUUACUGACCCGGUGUCUAUUGAUUGUGGGCACAACUUCUGCCGCAAUUGUAUCCGGCAAUGCUCAAAGAAAUCGGAGGCCAAACUGUCCUGCCCUCAGUGCAGAGGCACGGCCCUGAAGAGAAAAUUCAGGCCCAGCCGGGAGUUAGCAAAUGUGGCUGAAAUAGCCAAACGGCUGAGUUGCCAGGCUGCCCAAGGGGCAGGAAGGGAGAGGACAUGUAACACCCACCAGGAGAGUCUGAAACUGUUCUGUGAGGAGGAUCAAAGCCCCAUCUGUCUGAUCUGCAGAGAGUCCCGCGCUCACAGAUUUCACACUGUGGCUCUCAUAGAAGAAGCUAUCCAGGAUUACAAGGAACAAAUCCAGAUGCAAUUGCAGACUCUGAAAGAAGAGAGAAGAAAGCUCCUGGGGUUUAAAGUGACUGGAGAGAGGCGACGCCAGGAAUAUCUGGAACAGACAAAAACCCAGAGGUGCAAGAUUGUGUCUGAAUUUGAGCAGCUGCGUAAUCUACUGGAGGAACAAGAGCAGCUCUUGCUGGCCCGACUGGGAGAGCUGGAGAAGGAGAUUGUGAACUGGCAGAAUCGAAGUGUUGCUAAACGCUCGGAGGAGAUUUCCCGUCUCAGUGAGCUGAUCAGUGAGUUAGAGAAGAAGUAUCAGCAGCCAGCGAGUGAAUUCCUGCAGGACAUCAGAAGCACCUUGAACAGGUGCAAGGUGGGGGACUUCCCACAGCCACUGGAGAUUUUUCCUGACGUGGAAAAGAGACUCAGCAAUUUCUCUCAAAAAAAUACUGUUCUGAAGGAGACACUGAGGAAAUUCAAAGCGUCUCUGCCGUCUGAAUUGGAGGUGGAAUGGGUGAAUGUGACUCUGGAUCCGGACACGGCGAAUCCCCACCUCGUCCUGGCCGAGGAUCGAAAAAGUGUGUGGUGGGAGGACACGCCUCAGGAUCUGCCCGACAGUCCCAAGAGAUUUGAUACGUACUGCUGCGUGCUGGGCCGGGAGGGAUUCACCUCGGGGAGGAAUGACUGGGAAGUGCACCUGGGGCAGCAGGGAUUCUGGACUAUCGGGAUUGCCCGAGAAUCUGUGUGGAGAAAGGGAUGGCUUAGUCUGGACCCCUCCCAGGGGAUCUGGGCUGUGGGCCUCUGUGGGGGACAGUACCAGGCUUACACCUCCCCCGACACCCUGCUUCCUCUGAGUAAGAGGCCUGGGAGGAUCCGAGUUUCUCUGGACUAUGAAAGAGGGCAGGUGGCUUUUUUUGAUGUUGAUAACGAGGCCCCAAUCUUCACUUUCCAUCCUGCCUCUUUCAAUGGGGAAAGAAUCCUCCCUUUCUUCUGGAUUUGGGAAUCCCAGCUCAUGCUGUGUCCCUAAGCUAUGGGCUAGUCUAUCCCCAUGAACCGGGCUCCUCUGGCCUCUGACAAGCCCAGCUUUAUGAUCCUGGAAGCUGACGUGUAUUUCUGAGGUGUCAAAACAAGGAAGAGAGUGAAGCAGUCGGGCAAGAGAAGCAAACCUCAUGACCCAGCCUGUGUGUCUUCAUCCUCCGUUCUUGGGGGAGGAUUGUAAGUGUCGGAAGGGUGAGUGAAUUAGAAAUUCUGUAGCAAGUUGUCUGGAUUCUAUAGCCUCUGGGCGAAAUUUUGUGGAGCUCCAGCUAAUUAUUUCCUAUGGAAUAUUUGACUUGAAGUGAAAUGGGGUAUUUAUUUUGGCACUGAAUUGGGUUUAUUUUACUCUGUUCCCAUAUGGUCAGUUUCCGGGCUCCCGUUCAUGUGUUUAUUGACAUUGUUGGGAGAAGGAGAAUCUGAAGGCUCUGGCUGCUGGCUAGUGGGGCUUUAAGGAUGUUUGGGACUGUGGAUGUUUCUGCUAAAAGCGAUGGGCAGUCAAAGGGUUAACAAGGUCGACGAAUGAAAUCGCCCUCUUUCGGUUUCAGAGUUAAAACUGGUUGACUUCAAUGGUUCACUUCACAUUUCUCAAGGCUGUGUGGUGAGAAUGAGCGGGGGACAAAAGAAAGGGUCCUGAAGGAGGUGGAGAAAAUGUUAUGGAUUUUUAUAGUGUUAUUGUUUUAGCAAGUGGAUUCUAUGUCUUUAUGAUCCACCAGAUGAUUGUAUUAAAGUGUCUUGAUCGCUCCAA